CGCCGCAAAAGAUGGCGGCCACUCUGACAUUCGCCGGUUGCAGCUCCAUCUCCGGCGCUAUUGCCGAUGCCCGACGCAAUCUCCCCUCCUCUUCGUUUAUCGGCGGAGAUCUGUGCUCCUCGCCCUUCCGCGGAGUUCGCUUGAGUGAUGAGAGGAAGUGCAGCGACGGCCGGUUAGCUGCCGGGAGGGUGAGAAUGAGAAGAGCCAAAAGAGGCAGCCCGAUUCGCGCAAUGUCGGCCGGAAACGGCGCUUCGUCUUCGCCGACGAGGCAUCUGAAUGAGUACAUGGUGACGAUCGAUCGGCCUCUCGGUGUUCGCUUCGCCUUGUCUCUCGAUGGCAAAAUCAUUGUCCAUUCUCUUAAGAGAGGCGGCAAUGCGGAGAAGACGAAACUCGUAAUGGUUGGCGAUACUUUGAAGAAGGCCGGUGGUUCCGCCAGCUCGCUCACGGUGAUUGGUGAUAUCGGUGCAGCACAGAAGGUGUUAAUGGAGGAUGUUGAUCCCAAUACACCGAUGACUUUAGUCCUGGAGAGACCAUUCUUUCCUUUCCCAAUUCAUCUACUCGACUUUUCGAGUGAUAUUGGAAGCUUCAAUAGAGGAAGAGUGGCUGUGGUGACUUGGAACAAAUCUCUGCUAGCAUCAGGUCUUCAAAGUAAUGAGGAAAAUGGGAAUUCCGGAUUUGCGUCAUUUUCUUGGAACUUCCUAUCACAUCAUGGGUGGAAGCUUUUGAAUGAUCGAACUGGGAGGAUGGAGUCUCCAGAGUUGAGGUAUAAGACUCAAGUUGUGAGCAUUUUGUCUGAAGAACAGUUUGGAGAUGGAGAAUGGGCUCAUGGGAACUUCCCUCUGGAAGAGUAUGUGGCUGCAUUAGAACGUUCCAAAGAUGAGUUGUACUAUGAUCAUUCUCUUGGUAUGCACUACACUAAGGUUACAGAGCAAAUAUAUGUUGGAUCAUGUCUACAGAAUGUGGAGGAUGUAAAAAGAUUGUCCAGGGCGGUUCAUCUGCAUCAGGGUAUCACUGCAGUAAUAAAUUUCCAGGGUCCUACUGAAGCAGAGAACUGGGGAGUUAACUUGAAUGCAGUAAAUGAGGCGUGCCAAAGGUCUAAUAUCCUAAUGAUCAACUACCCAAUAAGGGAUUUGGAUUCAUUUGAAUUGAGGAAGAAAUUACCUUUUGCUGUUGGCCUCCUGUUCCGCUUAUUGAGAAAAAACCAUCAUGUUUUGAUAACUUGCACUACUGGUUUUGACCGAUCUCCUGCUUGUGUGGUUGCAUAUCUGCACUGGAUUACCGACACUUCCCUUCAUGCAGCGUACAACUAUGUCACUGGUUUCCACGUAUGCAAGCCUGACAGAGCUGCAAUUGCUUGGGCAACAUGGGAUCUGGUUGCUAUGGUGGAAAAUGGGGUGCACGAUGGACCGCCAACACAUGCUGUAACGUUUGUGUGGACUGGGCAAGAGGGGGAGGAUGUGUCCUUGGUUGGAAGCUUUACUGGAAACUGGAAAGAACCUGUCAGGGCAACUCACAAGGGCGGGCCAAGAUUUGAAGUUGAAUUGAGGUUGCCACAAGGAAAGUACUACUACAAGUACAUUAUUAACGGGGACUGGCGGCAUUCAAAUUACUCACCUACAGAAAGAGAUGAAAGUGGUAAUCUAAACAAUAUACUUGUGCUCAGUGAGCCUGCCAGCAUAAAGCACACUGUUCAUCAAAAUCAGAAGGAUAUCAACAUUGUGAGAGUUAUCGAGAGGGGGCUUACGGAGAGUGAGAGAUUCACUCUUGCUAAAGCCGGUCGCUGCAUAGCUUUCUCUGUCUGCCCGCAGAGACUGGCUCCCAAGUAAAACUACAUGGCAUGCUGUUCUCAUCCCUACCAGAGAUGUCCCUAUGCUACAACUUGGGGAUGCUUACUUGGCAUCAUAUUCUGUCCUGGUAACCGUUAAGUCUUACCUCCCAAGACCUCAUAUAAUACGCCGCUGUGGGUUACAAUCACAGCUCACUGCCGAUAACAUUGAGUAUGGAGAUGGCAAAAUACGUUGGGCCACAAAUAAGCAUGAAGAACAGGUGAAUACUACAUGCUGCUGCUGCUGUUGGUGUCAUUGGGCCAUACAUAAAAGUGAUCAGACGAAGCAAGUUAGAAACUGCAAAGGAUAUGCAGCUUGCAGGCGUUGCUGGUGUAGAUAAGCUACUGUUACUGCUAUCGCAAUACUUGGGCUGAAUCAAUUAAUAAACUUGCUAUGAUUCUUCUAAAAUAGGGGAAAAGACAUUUGUUAUGUAUCUUUGUGUUGAGUGAAGAUCAUAAAUGAGGAAGUUUUGCAUUUGGGAAUAUAGGUGUUUACUUUGCUCUAAUCAAGCUUAGGCCAAGUGUAU
Molecule: messenger RNA, 2352 nt
Organism: Linum tenue
Lineage: Eukaryota; Viridiplantae; Streptophyta; Magnoliopsida; Malpighiales; Linaceae
Source: the annotation of a GenBank genome assembly